This is a messenger RNA of Dentiscutata erythropus, 720 nucleotides long. The record is from the annotation of a GenBank genome assembly. NCBI's taxonomy places the organism in Eukaryota, Fungi, Glomeromycota, Glomeromycetes, Diversisporales, Gigasporaceae.
AUGCAAGAAAUGCCUAAAUGUCUUUGUCCAAAAUGCCAACCAAUAGGUGGCAAGUUUUUAUCCUGGAGAACUUGGCGACAGCAUCAGAAGAAUAAAAAUAUUCACAAUAUGUCAACAAAUUCACUAUCUAAUCCUAUUCAACAUAUUUCAACUUCUUCAGCAAAACAAGCCACCAUAACAUUCAAUACAUUGAAUUAUUAUUUUUUUGAUGAUCAAAAUGAAACAAAUUUCGAUGUUGCGAAGUUAAAUAUAAUGGAAUCAUCUUCAGUAAAAAAUAAUUCACUAUCUCAAGAAUGUAGUAAGUCAACAACAAAUAGGAGUUCAUGUCGCAAAUCAAAAAAAUUACCAGUAAUGCAAUUAGAUAAUUUGCCAAUGAAUGAUUAUAAUCAAAGUGAAUUUGAUAAUAACUUUAAUCAAAGCGAGCAUGACAAUAAUUCCAAUCGAAGUGAGGAUAAUAAUUCUGAACAAAGUAAUGAUAUUAUUCAAAGUAUUGAGGAAGAAAUUGAUGAGGAAUCUGAUGAAGAUUAUAAUGAAAUUACACCAUCUUUAUCAAAUAUUAAUAAUUUAAAUAUCUUCCCAAAACCAUUAUAUAAUCCAAUACAUCUUUUAUAUAAUCCUCCACUAAAAAUUUGGAAAGAAUUUUUAGAUGAAAAAGAAUAUCCAUUCUUUGUUGAAGAUAGUGCUGAUGUUCGAAUUGGAUUAGCUUUUAAUCUUGAUUGA